Messenger RNA from Tarenaya hassleriana, 614 nucleotides. RefSeq lists its product as uncharacterized. Bases 78 to 455 code for a protein of 125 amino acids. The record is from RefSeq and is a predicted model, not a curated record. The transcript has 2 exons. Lineage: Eukaryota; Viridiplantae; Streptophyta; Magnoliopsida; Brassicales; Cleomaceae.
ACGUCAAUUAGGGCGGUUUCCCCUUCCCUUGGAAAACCCUAAUUUGGUUCCGCUUGUUUUGGGUGAUCGGAGCAACAAUGGCGAAGUCUAUGAGAUCGAAGAGAGAGAAGAGACUGAGGGCUAUUCGAAGAGAUAUAGUGCAGAAGGAGACUUUCCAUCAGAAGAAAGAAGAUGCCAAGCUCGCCGCUCUUGAAGCUGCCCUCGCGGCCCCAAAGUUGCCCGUUCGUCAACCUCCGACUUCUCCGUUCAUGGAGGUUACGCCCUCAACUUCUAAUCCCGCCGACGAAUCCUCCUCUGCUGCCGGUCCAGGCGCCAACGAUAUGGACGUGGAAAGUGCUGACGAGAAACAAAACAAGUCGUUGAAGCCGAUCGGCAAGAAGCUGAAGAAGAAAUUCAAAUUGGGGAAGAAGAACCGCCGUGGCAAGGGUCUCCUACGGGGGAAGAAGCAUAUCUAAUCUACGCAAUUCUGAGAGCCAGUCUCCCUUUCGUUUCUUAUGCAAUAUUUCUGAAAAUGUAGCAUUCCUUUGUUUUGUGGUUUUCUUGGAUACAAUAUCUUCUUCCGUAUUGAUAUCAAGAAAAUCAGUUGUCGUCUGAGAAGAAAUCUUUUAACUAUA